AUGGACGAGCCACAGAGAAAUAAAUCCCACAAGAGCAAGACCGUUGGCAACAAGGCCGCCAAGAAGGAUGCGCUGCGCAAGCGCCGUGUCGGCAUCGAUCUCGAACAGAACCGCGGCAGCAAUGUCAAGGCGUUCGCAGGCCCCAGCGCCGGCGGCCACAAGGCGCAGAAGUUCUUCCGCUCCAUUGAGAAGAAAGAGACUGCCUUGCAUGUGCCGACAAUGGACAAGACACUGUGCCACGUCGUGGCCGAGCCGCCGUUGCUGGUAGCCGUUGUCGGGCCACCCGGCGUUGGCAAGACGACACUGAUUCGGUCCAUGGUAAAGUUCUACUCAAACCGCAACUUAACCUCGGUGCGCGGCCCCGUGACGGUAAUAUCUGGUCGCUCACGCCGCAUCACCUUCAUGGAGUGCCCUAAUGACUUGGCUUCCAUGUGCGACGUGGCCAAGGUAGCGGACCUUGUGCUGCUCAUGGUAGACGGCAGUUAUGGCUUUGAGAUGGAGACGUUUGAGUUUCUCAAUAUUGCGCAGGUGCACGGCUUUCCCAAGAUAUUCGGCGUAGUCUCACACCUCGAUGUUCUCAAGACGGGAAAAGCGAUGAAGAAGCGCAAGAAGUUUCUGCGGCAUCGCUUCUGGCACGAGGUGGCGGCUGGCGCCAAGCUCAUCUGCCUCUCCCCCAUGGUGCGCGGCAUGUACCGACCGACCGAUGUGCUGAGCCUGCACCGCCUGCUCAUCUGCGUCGAGCCGAAGAUUCAGGCCUGGCGCAACACACACAGUUGCGUUGUCAUCGACCGCAUGGAGGACAUUACGGACCCAGACGUUGUCGCCAAUAACCCACUGCAUAGCCGCACCGUCGCCUUCUACGGCUACGCCCGCGGCAAGCCGAUGAAGCCAGGCCAGCUCGUGCACAUACCCGGCCUCGGCGACUUCCCAGUGGUGCACCUCUCCCACCAAGCUGAUCCCUGCCAGCUGGACAAGUGUAGCCGAGACAGCAAGGAGGGCGGUAACCACCGCAUGCGCCACCUCAGCCUGAAGCAGAAGAAGCUCUAUGCCCCGUACUGCGACAUAGGUGGCAUCAGCUACGAUGAAGACGCCAUCUACAUCCAGGAGGACGCCGCGAAGGAGGCGAUCGAACGCAGCGGCGAGGGUCUGCGGCUGUUGCAGGAGCUGCAGAACGCACAGCCAAUUAACGCGGCACAGACGAAGCUGCGCGUUGUGCCCCACCGGCGCCGCCCAAUGAACUUCCGAGACGACGACACAAUGGAGCUCGACAUGGAGGAAGUGCGCAUGCCCUCCGACGCCGAUGACGACGACUGGAGCGACGACGCAGGCGCCAAAGGUGGAUGCAGCAACAUCGUUAUCGACUCAGACGAUGACAGCGGGAAGCGCGAGCGCCAGCAGCGCGGCAUACCGCGACUGUCCGACUUCGGCGUCCCCGAGGACGGAGGGGACGAGGCUGCCAUCGGGGGCAGUGACGAUGAUGAUGAGGGCAGCGGUGAGGCUACUCUGGCGCCCCGUCUGCUCAACGAUCCGGACUCCAUUCGACUGAACGUCAUUCGGCAUGACUGGAGCGAUGCCUCGCUGCUGCGCUCGCUGAAGGACCUCUGCGUCACUGGAAACUGGGAGGCCAGCGCGCAGGGAGGCGACGAGGAGGACGCCAAUGCUGUAGAGGAGGGAAGCAAGGGUUACGACACCAGCGAUGAGGACUUUGAGUUGGAAGCGCGUGGGGAAAAGCCCAUGACGUGUCACGGUAACGGGCGGAUCGGCGCCGCCGCUGUUGCGGGCUUCUCCACCAACGGGUCUGGCGGAGAUGGCGAGUCCGAGAACAGUGACGACGAUUUCGGCUUUGGGGAGGACAGGAAGAGUACGCAUGGCACCGCAGCCGCCCCCGUGAGGAGGAACGCUCUGGCGUCCAUCGGCUACGGCCGCAGCAGCAGCUGCGGCGGGCGCGGCUCCCCUCGUUGGGGUGAGGGGGCGGAUGUAGAUGACGAGUACGACGGCUACAACGUCCUCGACGACGACAGCGACGGCGGUGAGGUAGCCGCCAACGACAAGGCUGGUCGCAGUGUUUUGGGCGGAACCGAUUCGGAGCUGGAAGGCCUCGUCUCCACCUUCCUGACGCACGGCACCUCACGCAACGGCAAUCGCAGCAGCCGAGGCAGCGAGCUAACAGCCGCAAAGGCCGGCUUCGACGGCGAAGACGGCAUCGAGUUCUUCGACGAGGCGACGCGCUACAACCGCGACGACGACGGCGAGGAUGACCGCCCACGUCCGCGCAGGCGCCAUGUCAACCCGCAGGAGGAGCGCAACGCCGACAAGGAGGCAGGCGCUGAGGCCGCUGUACGUCAGGGCGGCAGCCUCACGGCGGAGCAGGAGCGUCUCUUGCUGAAGAAGAUGGCGAAGAAGCGCGCCUUCAACGACGAAUACGACACUGGCGACGCUGAUGGCGGCAAAAACACAACCUUCAGUUAUUACCACCGGCUGAACCGGCAGGUGGAGGAGAAGAAGGAACGCAUCAGCGAGGCCCUCGACGAUGUCGGCGACGACAUUGAGAAGAAGAUCCAGCUGGUGGGCUAUUUCAGUGGCCUGUAUCUGCGCAUUGUGAUCGACAGUGUCCCUGUCGAGUUCUUCAAGGCAUUCGACCCUGCCAUACCGCUGCUUGCGGGCGGCGUCAACGCUGGCGAAGAUGAGUUCUGCAUCGUGCAAGCCCGCCUCAAGCGCCAUCGGUGGUUCCCGAGGAUCCUCAAGGCGCAGAAUCCGCUGCUUCUUUCGAUGGGCUGGCGCCGCUUUCAGACACAACCGAUCUUCGCCACAGAUGACCCGAAUGGGCGGCACCGCUACCUCAAGUACACGCCACUGCACAUGCACUGUAUGGCUGCCUUCUACGCACCUGUGGCUCCACCAAACACUGGGUUUCUCGCCAUCCCGGUUCGAGAUCCGCGCGUCUCCUCCUUCCGCAUCCCAUGCACAGGCUACACGAUUGGCAAUGACGUCUCUACGUCCAUUGUGAAGAAGCUGAAGCUCACUGGCACACCAGCUAAGGUGGAGAAGACGACGGCAUUUAUUAAGGGCAUGUUCAGCAGCGACGUGGAGGCGACGAAGUUCAUUGGAGCGAAGCUGAAGGCCGUGUCAGGCAUUCGCGGUAUCAUCAAGUCUGUCAUGAAAGGUAAGCAAGGGCUCGUGCGCGCCACCUUCGAGGACAAGCUAUUUCCGUCUGAUAUCGUCUUCAUCCGUGCGUGGAAGUCGGUGGAGCCGCCGCGAUACUGCUCCAUGCAGCGCAACUUGGUGGAUCCGGAGUGGGUCGGCAUGCGCUCCAUGCGGGAGCUGCGGUUGGACUACAACGUGCCUCUUCCCCGCAACGACGACUCGGAGUACACAGCGAUCAAGCGCCGCCACCGGGUCGCUGAGGAGGACGAGGACCUCACCAAGCAGAAGGUGCUUCUCUCGCGUAACCUCAAGCUGCAGCUGCCGUACGACAUGAAGGAAGACUUCAUUCCGGUCAACAGAGAUACAGCACUACAGGAGCGCAUUAAGGGGGCGACCACGGUAGCACCAGAGCCGCGUGAACAGCGGCGGCAGGCCCUGCUCGACACUUUCUCGGAUCGGGCGGAUGCCAUGGAGCAGAAGAAGGACGCGGCAAAGAAGCGCGCGCGCGAUCGGUCGGCGAAGAAGGCGGUAAAAGAGCAGGAGGAGUAUCUACAGGGCCUGAAGAAAGCGAAGAAGGACACGGCCCGCAUGCGCGAAUUCCGCACGCAGCACAAGUCACGCAAGUGA
Molecule: messenger RNA, 3771 nt
Organism: Leishmania braziliensis MHOM/BR/75/M2904
Lineage: Eukaryota; Euglenozoa; Kinetoplastea; Trypanosomatida; Trypanosomatidae
Exons: 1
Coding region: 1-3771 (1256 amino acids)
Biological process (GO): maturation of SSU-rRNA from tricistronic rRNA transcript (SSU-rRNA, 5.8S rRNA, LSU-rRNA); ribosome biogenesis; endonucleolytic cleavage of tricistronic rRNA transcript (SSU-rRNA, 5.8S rRNA, LSU-rRNA)
Cellular component (GO): nucleus; 90S preribosome
Molecular function (GO): U3 snoRNA binding; GTPase activity; GTP binding
Source: RefSeq, a predicted model, not a curated record